CAAACCACAACUGCUUGUCAGCCAUGGGAAUUGGAAGCAUCUCAGUGUCGAUCCUUUAACAUUCCCAUUCUUGCUUAAUACGGAGUACGGAAACACUCAGCACCUUUACAACCACUUAAGUUGCGACCACCACCAUAUGACGUUUUUGGCUCCCCCGCUACAAGAUUGGCUAGAUUGGCUCACGCAUUUUAAACUCUAGGAGGGCAGGGACCCCCUCUAAUUGCCGGCUCCCAGCGUCGAUAUGAGAUCAACAUAGCAUAAGGCAGAGAAGCAGAGAGGGAGACGACGCGCAGACACCACCACGUCUGCACGUGCUACCGUGUAUCUAGGUGUUCGUGGUGGUGGUGGUGUGGUGGUGUGCUUCCCAAGCUCCGAUGGAAGCCCGAGGAAGCCUGAGGUUUAACGCCCUCGAAACGAAACCGAAAUCCCAGAAAGGUUUCCAGCAAUACGAGGCGCACGGAGUGCCUCCGGCACAAGGUGCCCCCGUGCGCAAGUUCCCGAUCGUGGCGAGUUUGACAAUUGUGCAGCAAAUGUGACAAAAGAAAUUCGCAAGGUCUGUUCAUUGAGGUGAUGAGUUGAUUUGUAAUGUCUGCAUUACAUCAAUAUCACACCAAUUCUCAUGGAUAUCACUGUUCGCCCCCUGGGUAAUGCUCACAACCUGAGGACGUUGCAGGGGCUUGUGUGGAUUCAGUUAUCCUUGGAAGGGUUGGUUGUUGGGUAAUGAUCGAUCACACAUUGAAUCAUUUAUAGUUUUAUACGACAUGCGAGAUCUUAUUUCUUACGCUACGGCAGACAGUGACGGGCAUUGCACGUCGAAAUCCAUUUGAGCACCGCCCAUCACGGAUAGAUUAGCGAGAUCUCAAGUCUCAAGUGAGUCCUUGGUCUCGCUCAGCUGGAUGGACCCUUACACCAACUUAUGGCCAGCACGGGAACAUAUGGAACUUCGAUAGCCAUUGCAAAAUCAUAGUUGGCGCCCAGUAGGUCUAAUCAACAUCUCCUGGCUCCAUGAACCUUCACGUCCUCCCCCUCCCAGCCACCACCUUCAGAAGGCAACUCCGAUUUCAAGUAAAUCAGCUUGACGUCUGCCUCUGGUUGAAGUUAGUCCACGCAUGGUCAGUAUGUAUUACUUAUUAACCGCGAUGUCAUUAUUUGUGAACCGUAAAGUGUUCAAACAUGUGUACAUAUCCGUUCAAUUGUUUCCAGCAACCAAUAUGUCCAUCCCAGUUGCGCCG
Molecule: messenger RNA, 1232 nt
Organism: Fusarium verticillioides 7600
Lineage: Eukaryota; Fungi; Ascomycota; Sordariomycetes; Hypocreales; Nectriaceae
Exons: 2
Coding region: 375-536 (53 amino acids)
Source: RefSeq, a predicted model, not a curated record